GUUUGCCUGCUAUAAAAACUCGCGUAAUUUAUUUUAAAAGUCAUUCAAUCAUCAACCUUCAUUCUGACAACAUGGCAUUCUUACUCGACGCAGAAACCAUCCUAGCCGGCAUUGAGCAGUGGCUUCAGCUGGAGCAGAAAUGGGGCUCCCCUGUGGACCUCGACGACGCACAAGAAGACUUGGACCGCACUCCUAAGAUGAAGACAACAUUCAGUUCCUUGGACUUGAAGAAAUCCACCUUCGACUCGUCUUUUGUCUUUAAGACUGCAGAGAGGAAACUUGGAAAACACUCUAAGAAGUCCAUGGAAUACUUAGAGUUCAUGGAGGAUCUGAAGACACCGAAAAGGAUAAAGCCGUUUUCCUACGUCAGCGGAGAGAUAUUGUCGGCUUCUUCAGUUGAAGAAAUUUGUGAGGAUAUUGACGAUGUAUUCAAGUCUUUGGAGAAGCUGUGUUCAGCGACCAGCACCGUUCGAUUCAGCCAAGUGAAGAAAAGACCGAGCAUUAACGAUAUAGUUCAAUGCAGUAUAUCGGCUGCGGAUCUUUCGUUCGACGACACUAUUGAACCAAGUCAAGAUGUGGAUAGAUAUAUCGACGAAGUUUUCGACAAUCUGCAUACCACAUUGGCGUCACUGAGCCGAACCCUGGAUGACUCAGCGAAGGAGACUGUAACGCAUUUGGUGAAGAAGUUCACUACGAUACUGAAGAGUCCGAUAUUGAAGACCAGUCCUGGUUUGAAGAGGAUAUGCGGUGAGAAGUUUAGGGAUUUGGCUGCUUUUUGGCAAGGGCAGGCUGUCAGUAGCAAUUAA
Messenger RNA from Cydia fagiglandana, 806 nucleotides. RefSeq lists its product as uncharacterized. The record is from RefSeq and is a predicted model, not a curated record. NCBI's taxonomy places the organism in Eukaryota, Metazoa, Arthropoda, Insecta, Lepidoptera, Tortricidae. The coding region runs from base 72 to 806 and encodes 244 amino acids. The transcript has a single exon.